Molecule: messenger RNA, 1638 nt
Organism: Clonostachys rhizophaga
Lineage: Eukaryota; Fungi; Ascomycota; Sordariomycetes; Hypocreales; Bionectriaceae
Source: the annotation of a GenBank genome assembly
AUGGGUGAAAAAAUCAAGAAGUUGAUUAGAGCUGGUGCAAACGCUAGACGCGCGAAGGGCGACCUACCGUUUCAUGUCACUUCACAGCAAGACUACAGUUCUCGACCUGGCGUGUUGCAGGUCGCUUCAUUACCUGAGCCUGAUGCAGUUGGAGAUCAAUCGAGAUCAUCUGGCCAGCAGGUAUCAAGAACAGGUUCGUCGUCGGCAUCCCCAAAUACGGGCUUCUCACACAUCUCGCCUGGAUUUGAGGAGCACCUGGAAAGUAUCCAUCCAGAGGAACGGUUGGCGGCGCUGGGCCCAGCUUGGGAGCAAGACUUCACCAUGAUAUUCAUCGAUUUUGUCUUCCCGCUGUUGUUCCCAUUCUACCGACCACCUGCCGUGGCAACUAGCAGGGCCUGGUUGUUGUCCUUUGUCAAACAAAACAGGGCCACAACUCACGCUGUACUGAGCUUGAGCUCAUUCUUUUUCACAUUUGGGCUGGCAGAUGUCUUCCCCGGGAAACAUGACGCAUGUAGGUAUACCAUGUGGGGGCAAGUAGUUGACCAGGCUCGUAUGGCGUUCGGAAUGCUAAACGUGGACUUGGCCUCGAUGACGGAGGGUGGACGCCAGGCAACACUACUAGGGAGGGCACGGAUGAUGGCAACUAUCGUCCAUCUGAUGAUAUUUGACCUCUUCGUGGGGCGGACAUCGGAUUGGGAGGUUCAUCUUGCGCCUGCACUGCUAAUUUUUGAGGAUAUUGCCAUCGAUGUGGGACUGGGAUCCAAUGAGGGGGUUGGAAUGUCCGUUAUUCUAGAGGCUAUGAGCUGGCCCCGACCAUAUUUCCCUGGCUUCCAGCUUCAGCUCUGGAACCCGGACCAGGCAAACUUUCGAUUCUUUUCAGCGCUGCUUAUUGUGAUUGAUAUCUUAGCCAGCACGUCACUCCGAAGAGAACCGUGUCUAAGCCAUCUUCACAAUAAGUUGUUAGGAAAUGUGCCCCCUGAAGAGAUAAACCAGGCUUUGGACCUCUUUUCUUUCGUUGGCUGCCAAAAUUGGGUUCUCCUUGCCAUUGGAGAAAUCGCCGGUUUGGAUGCCAGAAAGAGGGCCGACGUAAUGAACCGCAACUUUGAUCAAAAGGAAUUUGACUUGCGAGCAAGGAGAAUCCUCAAGACACUAGAAUCCGGAAUUGUAUCUAUCAAUGACGGCCUACAAUCGAUCCCUAUAUGCGGUUCCUCCUUGUGGUAUCAGCCUGGACAUGGCCCCUGUGAGGGAAUUCGAUCUCUUGUGCCAACAAAAAUAUACGCCCAUGCUGCGCAAAUUUACCUUCAAACAGUUAUUCAAGGUCCCAACUUGAAGGCCAGUUCAAUAAAUUGGCACACGAAUUCAAUCGCACAGUUGUUGCGAGAAUUGCCCGACCCGAGCCAAAUACGCACACUUUCUUGGCCAAUUUGCAUUGCGGGGUGCUUUUCUUGGGUUGAGGAAGAACAAACAUGCUUCCAAAACAGUCUUGCUUCUGUGGGAGACAUUCAAUCGCGGAGCGCAGCUCUGGAGGCGAGAAAUAUUAUGAAGAAAGUAUGGAGUUGCCGAGAUAGCGAGGGAUCUUAUAGGUGGGACGCCGCCGCAUGUCUUGGGGCUAUGGGUUAUCCAGCGCUUCUUUUCUAA